AGAGGAUCAACAAGGUUCGAAAAAUGAUUCUAUAGCGGCCAGGCAAAAGGUCUAGGAGUACCCGUGAGAGGAGUCUGCCGAGGCACACAGUCUGGGAGCUGCUCUGAUUGAUGUAAUCUCCUGGCAGUCAGGCUAAAAGCAGGAAAGAAUGGGUGACUGGAGUUUGUUGGGCAACUUACUAGAAAGUGCCCAGGAGCACUCCACCGUGGUAGGGAAGGUGUGGCUGACAUCGCUGUUCGUCUUCCGCAUCCUGGUGCUGGGGACAGCCACCGAGAAAGUGUGGGGGGACGAGCAAUCCUUCUUCACCUGUGACACCAAGCAACCUGGCUGCCAGAACGUCUGCUACGACAGGAUCUUCCCCAUCUCCCACAUCCGGUUCUGGGUGCUGCAGAUCAUCUUUGUGUCCACUCCCACGCUGGUCUACCUGGGCCACAUCUUCCUUCUGGUGCGGAUGGAGGAGAAGCAGAAGGAGAAGGAGAGGGAGAGAGGCAAGCUGAGCAGAUAUCCCCCUGGAGACAAGGAAGCACUGAUGCAAAAUGCCAGGAACAUCGAGUGCCCUAUGCUGCAUGACCAGGGUAAAAUUAGACUGCAAGGAGCUAUUCUACGAACUUACUUGUUUAAUAUAAUUUUUAAAACUCUCUUCGAAGUUGGUUUUAUAUGGGCCCAGUAUUAUCUCUAUGGCUUUGAGCUGAAACCUCUUUACAAAUGUGACUACUCGCCUUGCCCUAACAUUGUUGACUGUUACAUUUCCCGGCCCACUGAGAAGACUAUUUUCAUUAUAUUCAUGCUGGCCAUGGCUUGCCUGUCCCUACUUUUGAACAUCAUUGAGAUAUGUCAUCUGGGAAUCAAGAAAUGCAGAAGGGCCACCAAGAACAAUCACGCCACCCAAGCUGCCUGUAAACAGAAUGGCACACUGGCAAGCGAGAGAAUAGGACCCUGCGCCCCAGGUUACCAAUACUUUGCGGGCCACACUAGACCGCAGCUUUACAGUGUCCCCCCACUGGCAGAACCUGAUCCAGUGUGCCACCCUUACAAUGGCAAUGUCUCCACGAAGCAAAACCGAGAGAACUUUGCCAUAAUGGAUGACAGGGGUGGGAGUCGGGAGGAUCAUAGCUCGCUCCCCAGCAAGCACAUCUCAGUCACCGAUCAGAGACGGAACAGUGAACGAAGCAAAGGAAGCAGCCGCAGCAAAUCAGACGAUCUGACAAUUUGAGUCCCUGGCCUGGGGGCAUUGAGCAGAAUUCUUGAGAAAUCAUUCUAUUUGAACUUUGAGAACAUCCAAAGAAUCCAAUGAAACCUCCAGAGAGAUAUGUCCAACAUGACAACAAAAUUGCGUUCUUCUCAAUAAUUGCUUCAGUCAUUUUGGUUUGUAUUUAUUGUGAGCAUGUUUUGCCCUCAGCCCCUUCCCUACCACCCCACUCUCCUUCGGGUCCCUCAUUUCUGAUACUCCCCCGUCCAACCCAUUCUUCCUUCUUUCGUUCCCUUGCUUGGUCUCCCCAUCUCUCUGAUUGGCUACCACUCGCUCAAGCCACAAGGCUGCUCGCCAACCAUUCAAGGCAGGUCCUGGAUCAUGCUCUGGAAAUGAAUAGGGCAAAUCCCAGAGACAAUCUCCAUCUGCUCCUCUAAGACCACUUUAGAUGCCUCCCACAACCGCCCUCACUUCAUGGGGCUAAUCCAACGCACACCUUGAUACAUCUCACCAAAGCUUUCAACUCUGCCAGCUUCAUCAGAUUUGUGGAUAUUCCUUGUCAAAUGUGGAUGUCUUCAUAUAUUUUUCAUUACUGCACAGAGACUACAUAAUAUGAUGCCAAUCACCGGGUUCUCCACAAAUCUAGUCCCACUGCAUACCUGGACCAAGCACGGCUAUGACAUCAUAUUGGAUACCUUGUCAAUCUCACUCAUUGCAAUACCUCAGCUCACCUUUAACAAUUUCCACACUGUGGGUCAAUGGGACUAGGUAGAAUAACAGUUCAUCACAGACUAGAUGGGCUGAAGGGUUUAUUUAUGUACUGUAGUGGUCUCUAACAGCAGCAGAGUUAAUCUACAGGAUAAAUGAGGAAACAUUCAAUAUUUAUUGCUUCCAUUCUAGAAUCAAAAUUACUCUGUUUUAUUCUGAUCUCAGUCAAUGUAAGCAACAUUUAAUCCAUGCUCAUACAUACUGAGGCUGAGCUAUGAAUUAUUGUUGAUUCUUGAAGUCUAGAAUAAAACAUACUUUAAUCAACUAAAAUGUAGUCUUCAUCAAACCUAACCCACGCAAAAACUCUUCUCUGUCAAACAAUAUCUACAUUUGUAUAAUAAAUAGUCAAAGUGAAUUACUUCCAGUAUCUUAUGAACUACCUCUUAGUGUCUACAUUCACAACAGUGUGCCAGCAUGACUUUUAGCCAAAUGAGAAAGAGCACACAAAGACAAGAUCUUAGGCAGCAGGAUCGUAGUCUUUGAGAACUGGUGCUGCCCACAUGCAUUCUUCAGAAACAUGGGCAUUGUACAGGAGACUCCUCAAAGAACUUCAAUGAAAAAAUAUCGCCAAUGGUGUCCCUAGAAAAUUCUCCAGAAGCAUUCAAAGAUCAGUAUUCAUUCCUGGGUGCACGGCUUCAACAGAGGUUUUAAACCUGCUCAACCCGCUUCAGUGACCAGGCCAUAUUAUCUGCUGCCCAACACUUGUCAAGAGAUCUUCAGGAGGACAGAGAAGACACUUUAAUUAUAUUUUCAGAACAUUCCCAAAAAAAAAACUAAACAUCUUCACUGAUUCAUAAGAUCCCUGGCUUCUGACUAGGGAAAACGAAGAAACAUGUCAGAAACAGACACACUAACUCCCUGUAGCAGGAGAACAUGAAGAACGUGUAAAGACAGCAGGAGUAGUAGACAAAGACAAUACACUCAAUAAAGUAUUUCUAAUCCUACCCAUAGCAGAGCUUGUUGCUCACCUUCAAAGUUCACAGAACUAAAGAGGAAGCAAGUCAUCCCUGGCCCUGAGGGUCCACCCCAGAUACGACAAGCACCAAGCUUUACAGAAAAGGUUGCUCUCUCUCCAGGUAAUCAUCUCAGCCUGAAACAUUGACUAUCCACUUCCAUUCAUAGAUGCGGCCUGGCCUGCUGAUUUCCUCCAGUAUUUUAGUGUAUUACUCCAGAAGACUUAAGAACAAAAUUCCUCUUUUUAAACAGCAAUGCAUUUUCAAAAGUGCCAUAUUUUAAAACUACAUGUUCCUAUCAUAUGAUAAGUGGAGAUAUCUAGCCUACUCAUAUUUUUAAAAUGAAAAAAAAUUGAGCCCAAGCUUUAGAUACAUUUACAAUCCCUCAAAUGCUGGAGGGCUUAUAGAAUUAUUAUCUUCAUGACAAUGUUCAGGAAAACAAGAAUUUCCCAUUGAAAUAGGCAAAACUGUUUUCGUCAUUCUUUAUUACAAAGAAAUCAUAAUACAAUGCCGUAAUUUGGCAUGAUUUCCCUGUUUGUGUUAUCUGUUGACAGACAAGAAAAAUUAUUUGGUACAAGCCUUUCUUACGGCAAUUGUUCUUUUGUGAUGCUUGAUAAAAAUGCUCAGGAACCGAUAAGGUCAUCUGACUUGAUAAACCAUUUCUUUAUGACAGCUCAGCCUGAUCUGCCCAACGUUGCACAUCCUUUUCUCUUUAUUGACCAGAACUUUGCAGUCAGAAGCAAAAAUGAGUCCAGUCGUUCAUCACCUUUGCAGUUGCCCAUGGAUUUUCUAUAUUUUUUGCGCUGGAAACUGUGGUUAGAAUGCCAUUUUGGUGCGGGGCUCUGUGUGAACAGAGAAUUCUUCUCAACAAACAAUGCUGUAGAAACAUGAGGCACAUGGAGACUAAACCAUCAUAUGCCCUUCAUGUACAAAGAGGUAAAUAAAGCAGAGCUAAAAGAAAACGUUCAUCAGAAUUAACUUUUUCAUAAUUUAAAUCUAAAGGGAUCGGAUCCCACACACAAAAAACUAAUCUUCCCUUCUAAAGAGGUAGUGUAGAUUAGGAUGUUGCGUUCCAUUGUAAAAUCACCUUCAAUAGAAUGGACAAGCCCCAAACUUCCAUGUUAAAGUUCAGGUGCUAUCAUGCAAGUGCAGCAUCUACAGUUGCACCUUUUAGUUAUAAACUUUUCAGAAGAUGCCCCUAUAAUGAAGCUUUUGGAAACAACAGGAAGCCCUAACACCAUAUUCAUUAUUUCCAUAUUUAACCAUAACUAUAUGAUCACUGGAAGUUGUUAUGCCAUUUAAACUUUAAGAAUAGCGACACUAUUAACCCCAGUACAACUCUCACUGCAAAUUCCUGGGCAAUAUCUCAAGGCCAUUUAUACUGUCCACAUGAUGUUGUUUUCAAUGAUGAUUUAUUCCACAUUGUGUUAACAGAUUCAUCUUGAAUUUCAUUUGUUGUAUUUCUGUUACUUUCCUGAUU
This is a messenger RNA of Mobula hypostoma (lesser devil ray), 4390 nucleotides long. Its product is annotated as gap junction alpha-3 protein-like. Gene Ontology annotation, molecular function: gap junction channel activity. Gene Ontology annotation, cellular component: connexin complex. Gene Ontology annotation, biological process: cell-cell signaling. Lineage: Eukaryota; Metazoa; Chordata; Chondrichthyes; Myliobatiformes; Myliobatidae. The coding region runs from base 149 to 1213 and encodes 354 amino acids. The record is from RefSeq and is a predicted model, not a curated record. The transcript is spliced from 2 exons.